GCACGAGGUGUCCAGGUUUUCUGUGCAGACUUUGCGUUGGUGGGAUUUGUUGGUGACGUUUAAAGCAGCGCACGAGCUUUAAUUGAAAGAAAAUCCUCCCUGAGGAUGCGCACGAGCAGCCAGAGGAGAUGGAGGACAGCAGCUCGGACAGACUCUCCGCUUUGGGGAUGGGCGUCGAUAACUUUAUCUCUCUUCUCGUUUUUGGAGUCAUUUUCUUCCUGGGCGUUUUGGGGAACGCUCUGGUGAUCAUCGUCCUGGCGCGCAGUAAACCCGGCCAGCCGAGGAGCUCCAGCAACACGUUCAUCCUCAACCUGAGCGUGGCCGAUCUGUCCUACCUGCUCUUCUGCGUGCCUUUCCAGUCCACCAUCUACAUGCUGCCCACGUGGGUGCUCGGAGAGUUCAUCUGCAAGUUCAUCCACUACUUCUUCACCGUGUCCAUGCUGGUCAGCAUCUUCACCCUGUCCGCCAUGUCCGUGGACCGCUACGUGGCCAUCGUGCACGCCAGGAAGUCCUCGUGGAUCCGCGUUGGGAGGCACGCGGCGCUGGGCGUGCUGCUGAUCUGGAUCGCCUCGCUGGCCAUGGCCGCUCCAGUGGCGCACUACCAGCGCAUCGUGCGCACGGAGGACAACCACACGUUCUGCUGGGAGGACUGGCCGGAUCACCAGAGGAAAGUCUACGUGAUGUGCACGUUCGUCUUUGGAUACCUGCUGCCGCUGACACUCAUCUCUGUCUGCUACGCAAAGGUUUUAAAUCAUCUUCACAAAAAGUUGAAGAACACAUCCAGAAAAUCAGAACUCGCCAAAAAGAAGACGGCGCAGACGAUCCUGGUGGUGGUCGUGGUUUUCUGCCUGUCAUGGCUGCCACAUCACAUCGUCCACCUGUGGGUGGAGUUCGGCUCCUUCCCGCUGAACCAGGCCUCCUUCGUCUUCAGGAUGGUGGCCCACUGCUUGGCCUACAGCAACUCCUCUGUCAACCCUAUCAUCUACGCCUUCCUGUCGGAGAAUUUCAGGAACUCCUACAAGCAGGUGUUCUGGUGCCGGGUGCCUGGCGAGUGUCCUCUGAGUGACACCAGGGAAGUCCGCACCAGAGUGGAGACGGUGGCAUCCAUGAACAUCAGUGUGACUCAUAGAGGUCAAAAGCCUCAGAUGAGCAAAAUGCUUUGAUUAUGCUGAAUCUUCUGUGUUCUCAGUUCUGUGACUUUUAAAGACAUUUGUGCGACAAACUCAUAUAGGAACCGAAGCCAAACACAACCUGUUUUAAUUUAGAAUUCACUGAUUUCUUAUCAGCUUUAAAGGAAGCUCUUGUUCAAUUAGCGGUGAAGUAAAUAAAAAAGUCAAGGUCAACUUCAAGGUCAAGCUGAAGGUCUUGGUCAAAAUAUGGAGAGAGGUUUUCUUCACACUUGACCUCAGGGUUGACCCCAGAGAGAUUAGA
Messenger RNA from Thalassophryne amazonica, 1431 nucleotides. RefSeq names its product galanin receptor type 1-like. Bases 129 to 1163 code for a protein of 344 amino acids. Gene Ontology annotation, molecular function: galanin receptor activity. Lineage: Eukaryota; Metazoa; Chordata; Actinopteri; Batrachoidiformes; Batrachoididae. The transcript is spliced from 3 exons. The record is from RefSeq and is a predicted model, not a curated record. Gene Ontology annotation, biological process: negative regulation of adenylate cyclase activity; G protein-coupled receptor signaling pathway; positive regulation of cytosolic calcium ion concentration. Gene Ontology annotation, cellular component: membrane.